UAUCACAAAAAAAUUAAAAUUCCUUCUACUCUCUCGACGACUUAUCUUCUUCAUCAUGUUCAAAUGAGUUUAAGGUCUAAAAAUGAGCAUUAAUAGAUCAUGGAUGUAUAAAAGGCUUGCCGAUCGAGGAUUGCUAAAUGAAGAUUUUAAGGAAGGGGUUAAUGAGUUUCUUCAAACGGCACUGAACUUAUAUCCAAGUGGUGUCAUUGCAUGUCCUUGUAGAAAGUGCAAGAACAAGAAAUCCUUGACUUGGGAUAUUGUUAGGGAACAUCUUUUUGAAAAGGAGUUUAUAGAAAAUUAUUAUGUAUGGGGGGCACAUGGAGAGACAUCUAAUUCCAACGGAUUAGUUUAUUUAGAUGGAGCUAGCUCUUCUCGAGAUAAUACAUCUGAACUUCCAUAUGACCCGUACAAGGCGAUGUUUGAAGAUGCGGUUAGGAAUGAAUUCCCACCAUCUACUCAAGAUGGUAUGCAUACGAACGACGAUCCUACUCCAAUGGCAGAAAGCAUUCAUGAAAUGCUAGAAAUGACAAGUCAACCGUGUUUUGAUGGUUGUCCGAUGACGGAGUUGAGUGCAAUGACUGAAAUACUGAACUUAAAGACUGAGAUGGAUUUAUCAGAGACUGCAACAGACAGAAUUAUCCAGCUUGUGAAUAGGUUUUUCCCAACACAUAUCCCAAACAGGCCCAUUCAGAAUUUCAAGAAAAUAAAGAGGAAACUCUCGCUAUUGGGAAUGAAACAUCAAUCUAUUGAUUGUUGUCCAAAUGGUUGCAUGAUCUAUUGGAAAGCAGACAAUGAGCUAAUGGAGUGCAAAUUUUGCUCCAGUGCGAGGUACAUGAUUAACAACCAGUCCAAUACAUCAAUUCCGCUUUCAAGGAUGGAGUACUUCCCGAUUACUCCUAGGCUGCAGAGGCUUUAUGCUUCGGAAACCACUGCUGAGAAAAUGAGAUGGCAUAAAGAUCACCAUACAGAACAAGGGGUGAUGCGUCAUCCCUCAGAUGCAAAGGCAUGGUCUCAUUUUGAUAAUCUUUAUCCAUAUUUUGCCCAGGAUCCAAGAAAUGUUAGACUUGGUCUAUGCACGGACGGGUUUCAACCAUUCGGACAAUUUGGACAGAAGUACUCAUGUUGGCCUAUAAUCGUGACACCAUACAACUUGCCUCCCGGUACAUGUAUGAAAAGGCAAUUCUUAUUUUUAUCUGUAUUGGUUCCGGGUCCAAAGAACCCCGCAAAGAGGAUAGAUGUUUAUUUGCAACCAUUGAUAGAAGAGUUGAAGGAACUAUGGGAGGUUGGGGCUAUAACGUAUGAUGCACUUUCAAAGGAAUACUUUAACAUGCGAGCCAUCUUGCUUUGGACAGUGAGUGAUUUCCCUGCAUAUGCUAUGCUUUCUGGAUGGAGUACAAAGGGAAAAUUUGCAUGUCCAUAUUGUACUGAGUUUACUGAAGCAUUUUGGCUCCGCCACAGUCGGAAGCACAGUUGGUUUGAUAGCCACCGAAAGUUCCUAGCAGGUGAUCAUCCAUUUCGAUUAGACACCCAAAACUUUACUAAGGGUAAAGCAAUCAUGUAUGGCCCUCCAUUGCAAAGAGAUGGUUCGUAUUGCUAUGGUGAGAUGGAUGCAUUGAUGUUGGUGACUGAAUUAGGCGGCAUAGAACAUAAUAAAGUGGCUGGAAAGGAUAUCGGAUGGAAGAAACGUAGUAUCUUUUGGGAUCUUCCAUAUUGGAAGGAUUUGCUUUUACGUCACAAUCUUGACGUAAUGCACAUAGAGAAGAAUUUCUUCGAAAACAUAUUUUACACCAUUAUGGGAGUACCGGGAAAGUCAAAGGAUCAUACCCGUGGGAGAAUGGAUAUGGAACAUACUUGCCACAGGCCAAGUAUGGCGCGGGACCGUCAAGGGAAAUAUCCAAAGGCUCCUUUCAUCCUUUCGAUUAAGCAAAAGGAAGCUUUGUGUGUCUGGGUUGAUUCAUUGAAGUUCCCCGAUGGUUAUGCAUCUCGACUGGGACGUUGUGUAGAAAUGGAGCAUCUUAAGUUAUUUGGUAUGAAGAGUCAUGAUUGCCACAUCUUUAUGCAACGUUUACUCCCGGUUGCCUUCAGAGAGAUGCUACCUACAGGGAUUUGGGAGGCAAUUACCGAGAUUAGCUUGUUCUUUCGUGACCUAACGAGAAAGACUGUUAGGGUCACUGACAUUGAGAAACUAAAGCUAGACAUCCCUGUUAUUUUAUGCAAAUUAGAGAAGAUUUUCCCGCCCUCAUUCUUUGACCCCACAGAGCAUCUUCCCAUACAUUUACCAGAUGAAGUUCUGUUAGGCGGACCACCUGAUUAUCGAUGGAUGUAUCCUUUUGAAAACUUCUUAGGAUCAGUGUUAAAGACAAAGAUCGGUAACAAAGCUAGGGUUGAAGCCUCGAUCAGAGAAGGUUAUUUGCUUAGUGAGAUGGGUACAUUUGCGAGUUACUACUUCCCGGAAGAAGUAACCACAAAAGCACGUCGUGUGCCGAGAUUUGAUGAUGGGUUCAUGAUUAAUGAUGAUGCUACCAUUUCCAUUUUUGCACAGAAGGCAAAAUUAAUUGGCGCGGGCACACGCCGAUACAUGGACCAAGAUGAAUCCAAUGCAGUGCACUCAUACGUGUUACGAAACUGCCCAGAGAUUGACCCAUUCAGAGAAAUGUUCAGCAAUGCAACUGGAAUAAUAGCUUCUGAUGAGGUUCAAUUUCAAGCACAAUUCCCAAUUUGGUUUUAUCACCAUGUGCAAACUAAUAAUGUGAGUCAUCCACGAUGGAUUCGGGCUUUAUCCAGAUUUCCUUCUCCGUAUGUGACGACCUACCAGACACUUCAUAUUAAUGGUUACAAAUUUAACACUGUAGCACGGUCUGAAGAGAGAGUGACUUGUAAUUGCGGGGUUAUGGUCAAGUGCACAAGUCAUGAUGGUUUGAGACUCGAUUACUAUGGUUUAAUACAUGAAAUAAUUCAGUUGGACUAUCAAGAUUACAAGGUAAUCGUACUCAAAUGUGAAUGGUUUGAGCCUUCUGACAGAGGUACACGAGUCCAUCCACUAUAUGAUAUAGUUGAUGUGAACAUACAAUAUCGGCUCCAGACUUCAGAUUGCUAUAUUUUAGCAUCACAAGCUGAUCAAGUUGUGUACGUCUCAUAUCCAACUGCAAAGACAAGGACCAACAAGUGGCUUUCUGUUAUUCAUUGUUUGCCACGAGCUUUUGUGGAGAAAGUCUUGGCGGGGAGUUCAACUCACGUAGAUGAACAACCGUUAGCAUUCCAACAAAAUGAACCCGGCAAUUCAUUUGAAACAGGCUUCGAUAUUACAAUACAUCAGCACAUGGAUGACCGCGGUGAUCAUUUUGUCACUUCGAAUGCUCCGGAAUAUAUGAAUGCCGCAUUAGAGGGAGAGUAUGACAUCGAGCAUGACGGUAGUGACAAUGGUGGGAAUAAUAAUUAAGGAAAUUUGUUAGUGUAAUAUGUUUACAUUUUUUACUUGCCUAAAUAAUUCUUCCAAAAUUUUAUUUCCCUCCACUUUGUCACUAAAUCUCCCUCCCUUGUAAAAAAAAAAACCCUCCACUUUUCCGCUUUAUUCUCGGCCCAAAUGGCCAAAUUAAUUUGUUUGUGUAGUGUGUUUACAUUUUUUCCCCCCUAAAUAGGCUCCCCAAAAUUUUAUUUCCCUCCACUUUUUCACCAAAUCUCCCUCUCUUGAAACAAAUCCCUCCACUUUUCCGCCCUAUUCUUGGCCCAAAUUAAACUCUACCCAACUAAAACCCCCAAAAGUGCGGCUGGAAACACUCAUCUUCUCUAGGGCAAUUCUUCUCUGAGGCGGCAAGCUCAAAUCUUCUCCGAGGCGGCAUUCAUCUUUUCUAUGCGGUUGACUCACCUCUCACAGGUCUUUACUUUGAAGAUAAGGGAAUAAAAUAUGACAUCUUUUAAGGGACUAGGUGCUGCAGGGCUGAAAAAGAAAUCAGGUCGUCCAACCACAGAGUUAUCAGGCAGUGCAGGCCGCUCAACACCAUCUCCGCCUUCUACUAUGCACGGGAAAAACUCUGUUCUCAAUACGGAUGCAUUUAAAGGACUGGGGGCUGGUGCACAGAACAAUGAAGUAAGAACUUAUACCAAAGAGGUAUCCGGCAGUUCGGGUGGUGCAUUUAAAGGACUAGGGAGUGCCAUUCAGAAAACUAAACCAAGCAGUUCGGUGAAAGAGGUGUCCAGUAAGUCAGACCGCUCAACACCAUCUCCACCUUCUACUAUGCCAGAGAAAAACUUUGUUAUCAAUACGACUGCAUUUAAAGGACUGGGGGCUGGUGUGCAGAACAACAAACUAAGAACUACGGCCAGAGAGGUAUCUGGCAGUUUGGGUGGUUCAUUUAAAGGACUUGGGAGUGCCGGUCAGAAAACUAAACCAAUCACUUUGGCGAAAGAGGUGUCAAGUAGUUCAGGUCACUCAACACCGUCUCCACCCAUUUCUUUCGAUGGUAAUGCAAUGGGCAGAAACACCGACAUCCAUAUGGGACAAACAACACAGCUUUAUCAACCACCUCCUUCACAAUACAAUGUAGCUCGUCGUACCAGACCAAGUCUUGCUCCAACUGGUAACCAACAGCCAAACGCUUCUGAUUUCCUAAACCACCGAAAUGACACGCCAACUUGCCUCAAUCAGCAAAACUCGCCAAACACGAUUGACGAUCUAACAGAAGGCUAUGACCAAUCACAUGCUAAAGAUGCAGAACAAGAGCUUAUUGAGUGGAAACCCGAUCCAUACAAUCAUCUCAUGUGGGGUGUAGAACCGUUGGACCAUUUUAGAACCAUUUCGGUGUCCAGAUUUGAAAGACCAUGUGUUGGUAUAAAUGCUGCAGGAGACCUUAUUAAUGAACCAGUGGGCGACACAUGUUUGACGUUUCAAGGCAUUGUUUCUAAGCAGAUCAAAUAUAAUCUGCAUCCGGCCGGUCAACGAUGGAAGUGGGUCCCAGAGAAAACAAAACAGCUCUAUUGGGAACAAUUUCAGGAUUUAGUUAAUUGGGAUAUUACCAAGUAUGAUGCUAAAGACAUUAAGGCAGGUUAUGAACAAUAUUUGCGACAACAUGCUUAUUCCAAUGUACUGAAUUAUAUAAGAACGAAAAAACGGCCUCCAACUGUGAACGAUUUCACGUGGGCUGUUCUUGAGGAGUAUAAAAGGUCAAAGCAGUAUAGGAGGUCGUCUGAGUCGGGUAAGAAGAAUCGUAUGAUCGGUGGAGAUAGGUGCAAGCAGUACGGCGGAUCACGAGCAGCGACUGAUAUGGCAGCACGAGAGUUGAGAGUCACAGGUGUGGCCAUAAAUCCUCUCAAGCUUAGUGACACGUACCACCCAACAAAGAGGAAGAAUGGGGAGAUCAUUCACCCGCAAUCGGAAGUUCAGGAGGCUGUUUCGAAGUUGUCGGCUGCAUUUCGAGAGCAUAUUCAAAAUUCUCAAUCAUCUAACAAUGGAACCGAGAUCUCUAAUGCAUCUAAAAUUACAUCAAGUGAGUGGAAUUCCAAAUACUUAGAAGCAGUUGGAUGCAAAAGGAAGAGAGUGUUUGGAACGGGAAGAUACUCAAAAGCUUUCCUUCUUGAGCUUGAAACAAGUGGCAAAGGGCGUUCAUCAUCUUCACGGCGCUCACAUGAUAUUUGUCUUGCAUGGGAUGAAUGGUUGAGGACAUGGUUUGGAUCACAAGGUGAAAAGUGCCCACUCCCAAUGCCACCCUUUGAUGCUAGAUUGCAACUUGAAGAUCCUGAUUUACAUUUAAAGAAUUUUGAGAAAACUUGGGUUUCAUUUUUCAAGGAACACGGAAUGGAUCCACCAACCUUUUUCCCGUCAUCUCAUUGUUCGUCCCAAGACUCCCAAGACUCCCA
Messenger RNA from Cuscuta epithymum, 5853 nucleotides. The record is from the annotation of a GenBank genome assembly. Lineage: Eukaryota; Viridiplantae; Streptophyta; Magnoliopsida; Solanales; Convolvulaceae.